Molecule: messenger RNA, 974 nt
Organism: Ooceraea biroi (clonal raider ant)
Lineage: Eukaryota; Metazoa; Arthropoda; Insecta; Hymenoptera; Formicidae
Cellular component (GO): extracellular region
Molecular function (GO): chitin binding
Source: RefSeq, a predicted model, not a curated record
AACUAUCAUCAUCGCUCACGAUUGUAUCAGUGCAAUGCAAUGACCAGUGGCAGUAGGCAACGAUCAAACGGUGUCCGACGAGUGGAUGCGGAAAGAGGAACACGCCAGUGUGUACACGAUCUUCGUUUACACACCGAGCAUAUAAUCGAUUUUUCGCAAUAGUGGACGAACUGAUACUCGACACAACGUAUGCCAGGAAAAACGCAGUUUCCGCAGUGACGAUCGGCGUUAGCGAAAUUCUGAUCACGUCACGGUGUGCCCUGUAAAUAAAAUACCACGUUCGUGUAACUGCGGCUGAAGAGAUCUCCAGAAUUGUACGAGGAUGUCGUUCCGAUUGCUGCUCCUGCUGCUUUUGAUGUACUGUUGUCAUCUUACUACUGCUGUCAAGAGAUUGAGAGAGGAUGGCAAGUCUUACACGGUGUCGGCAUAUCCAGGAGACUGCAGCAAGUACGUGAUGUGCAGUGGCGGCAAGUGCAAGCUGGAGGCUUGCGAGUCGACUUACGUCUUCGAUCCGGUCACUUCCACCUGCACGCACCGAGCACGUGGAUACAUCAAGUGCGACUUCAAGCUAUCGCGGAAACUGUAAACUGUUAACGCAUUCACCGCCAUGACGGUCACCGAUGACCGACAUGCAAUAAAUGCGUUACAACACGCAAUUACUUAUAUCUGCAAGAGAUAAUGACUGUUUAUUAAUAACAGACAAGCAUAAUGGACAAAUUUUGCAUUUAUUAACAAAUGAAUACUUUUAUUCAUUAAAAUAACAAAUUUUAUUCAUUAAAAAAUAUGGAUUACAUGGAUUAUAUGGAUAUAUUAUGAUUAAUCUUAAUAAGGUGAAAAAUCAGCUAAAUUGCGUUUGGUGAUGAUGAAUGCGUUAAUCGCGCACAAAGCUGAGAUCGCUGAUGUAUCAUAAAUAUGUUCCCUCUCCGCGAUUAUGAGAUUCCGAAGGGGUUCAAUAAAACGCCGGAUGAAACAGC